CAACCAACUUUAUCCGGCAACAAAUUUUAUCACCGAUAACGAACAAAACAAAAGAAUUGGAGUUAAUUAGGUGCAGCCAAGGAAAUUGUACUUCUGCAGAUUCCACCACACCGAUUAGCCAGCGUACUUUGUGCUUUGUGGAAACGCCGGCGAUUGCACUUGUUGUGUUUGUGUGUGUGUUAUGUUUGUGUGAGCGCGCGGCAAGUUGCUUGGCGCUUUUUGUUAUGCUGGUAGGGUAGAGGGUGAAUUAAGGAUCUGAACAGUAACAUAUACUCCCUUUCUAUUGUUUCCCGAAUGGCAUCGGCCGUAAAGAAGGCCAAGAAAUCGGCCGAAGCUUUGGUCGAUGAGUCGGAGGCACUGGAAUUGGUGGACGGUUGCCAAAACUCUAUUGAUGCCUUAAACGAGCAGGCAAGUGAGGAGAUUCUAAAAGUGGAGCAAAAAUAUAACGAGCUACGAAAGCCCCACUAUCAGAGACGAAACGACUAUAUUAAGCGUGUGUCGAAUUUUUGGAUCGUUGCAAUCAUGAAUCACCCUCAAAUUUCUUGCAUCUUAGAGCAAGAAGAAGAGGAUUGUUUGCAAUAUCUGGAGAAACUUGAAGUUGAAGAGUUCGAGGACAUCAAAAGUGGAUAUCGAAUUCUUUUCCACUUCGAAGAAAAUCCAUUCUUUGAUAACACUGUCCUGACGAAGGAAUUUAAGUUAGGCUCAAAUGGCGAAAGUCCUUCCUCGACAAGCACCACGAUCAAAUGGAAACCGGAACACGAUCUUACCAAAAUGCUGCCAAAGAAGAUGGAUAGCCAUCGUCGGAAGCGUGGCCUGGAGAAUCGCACCUUUUUCGAUUGGUUUACGGAUAAUAAUGAUCCCAUCAACGACGACAUUGCUGAACUGAUCAAGGACGAUCUGUGGCCGAACCCAUUGCAAUACUAUCUCGUACCAGAUAUCGAAGUUGAACCGGAAGACGACGAAGACGGAGAAGGGGGAGAAGAAUUCGGCGAGGAAGGUGACGAAGAAGAGGUCGACGAGGUGGAAGAUGAAGAGGAAAAGGCUUCUUAGAUUGUGAUGGGAAACGGAUCGUAGGAAGCAAAAAGGAGCAAGAUGUUAUUAUUCUUUGAAAAACACAUCAAGGUAUAAAUCCUGAAAUAUCGAUGGAAAAAAUCAAAUGAUUGCAGUGUACGCAUUGUCGUUUUAGGUAGUAGGUGAGCUAGUAAUUAGCGAGAAACAGAAGGAGUGGCAGGACAGACAAAUCUUCAAAUUGAAAUUCCAUAAACUAUUAGACUAACAUUAUUUAUGCUCAGUAUUUUAAGCAUACAGCAAGGAUCUGAACACUUGAUGGUCAGUAUAAGCGCUGACGUUCCUUUCUGUCCUUCGCUAUGUUGAGGCUGUCCAUCAUCACCUGUCAGUAGAGGUGUUUGAAGCUGUUCUUUUUAAUGGAUGCUACUUUCCCUUAACCGUAACCGUGAAAUGCACUUUUCACUGGUGUGAUCAGCUGAUCUUAGCAGACCUAAACGCAAUGUAAACAAGAAACUUUUCUUAGCGCAACUAAAAUUUCACUUACAACAAACCCGGGUUAUUAAUUAUUGCACAUUUGUGAAAUUUUUAUAUUUAUAUAUAUAUAUCAACUCGUGUAUGUUAACGAUGACUGAAAGUUGCAUCCGUUAAUUAUCACCAAUAGAAUAGACUCGAAGAGCAAAACAACCGCAUAAUUGUAGUAUUAUUUUGCACUUCGGGAAUGGUUCUUUCCUUAGUGAUUUCGCUCAUUACGUGCUAAAUAUAUUGUCUUU
Anopheles moucheti is the source of this 1778-nucleotide messenger RNA. RefSeq names its product protein SET (gene Set). The record is from RefSeq and is a predicted model, not a curated record. Gene Ontology annotation, cellular component: chromatin; nucleus. Gene Ontology annotation, molecular function: chromatin binding; histone binding. Gene Ontology annotation, biological process: nucleosome assembly. The transcript is spliced from 2 exons. NCBI's taxonomy places the organism in Eukaryota, Metazoa, Arthropoda, Insecta, Diptera, Culicidae. The coding region runs from base 295 to 1050 and encodes 251 amino acids.